Dicentrarchus labrax (European seabass) is the source of this 8059-nucleotide messenger RNA. RefSeq lists its product as uncharacterized. Lineage: Eukaryota; Metazoa; Chordata; Actinopteri; Moronidae. Bases 199 to 4926 code for a protein of 1575 amino acids. Gene Ontology annotation, molecular function: ATP hydrolysis activity; DNA helicase activity. The transcript is spliced from 9 exons. The record is from RefSeq and is a predicted model, not a curated record. Gene Ontology annotation, biological process: telomere maintenance; DNA repair.
AUCCUACCUUUUGCCAAAAUUGUUGCAUUGCCAAAAGGACAGCAAAGAGCAGUACACGGUGCUGUUGUAUGUGUGCCUUCUGAGGUAGAAGCUACAGUGAACAGUCUCCCAAGACCGAGCAGUGAUGCCCAGCUGUUGCAAGUUAAACUAAAACGACGCAUCAAGUACAAAGGACAUCAGUACUUCUACACUGUCAACAUGAAGAAUGUGCUAGCAGCACUAGUGACACUCAAGGACAUGCAUUCGCAAUACAAAGAUGUAUCUGUUGAUCAUAGUGCUACUUUCAACAGUCUCCCAGAUGAUCUGCCAUGUGAUAAAGAACAGACACAACAGGACAAUGGAGAUGCAAGUGAGCAGGCUGACCAGUCGAAAAACCCAGAGAAAGACGAACUUAGACCUGGUCUGGUCUUGGACUCUUGCAUGCAGCCACCCGACAUAGCACAGGAAGUGUUAUCUUAUGGCGAUGGAAUUUUCAGUGUUGCACCAGCCCAAGGAAAUAAACCUGUGGGCUUCUUUGCCAUACCGAAACUAGAAGCCAUGGCCUUCCCUGUGCAGUUCCCAACAGGCCAGAACACAUUAGAUGAGGUCAGGGGAAAAAAACUGUCACCCAGUAAAUACUUCAAUGCAAGACUGUUCUGUGUUGACACAAGAUUUGCAAGUGACCAGAGUUACCUGUUCUUCGCCCAGUUUGUGACGGAAACACACAUGGCUACAAACAGCAUGUCCAUCCAAUUGCGCAAAGGCAAACCGAUGAGCAGAGAUGGGCGCAAAAUCUCCAGCAAGAUGCUUCAGGAUAAACAAGAGGUGGAAAAACUAAUCACAAACCAGGACGCAACACGCUUCAUGCGACCUCUGCGAGGCACUCCAGCAUACUGGGAAAAAACACUGAAGGAUAUGAAUGCUAUGGUCAGACAGUUGGGAAAGCCUACAUUCUUCCUGACAUUUUCGGCAGCUGAAAUGAGAUGGCCUGAGGUCAUAGAGGCAGUGAAAGCUCAGCAAGGAGAACAAGUUGACUUUUCACAGCUCGACUGGAAUGCCAAAUGUGACAUACUUCGCAGCAACCCUGUGACUGUUAUGCGGCUGUUUGAGAAAAGAGUAGACGCGCUGAUGACAGAUCUGAUACGGUCACCUGCACAGCCCAUUGGAGAAGUAGAGGACUACUUCUAUCGAGUUGAGUUUCAAGCCAGAGGAAGUCCUCACAUUCACUUGCUGGUUUGGAUCAAAGAUGCACCCGAGUUUGGAGACCAAGAUGAUGCCGAAGUAAUCAACUUCAUCGACCAGUACAUCACAUGCCAGAUGCCAGACCCAAAGGCAGACCCAGAGCUCCACAAGAUUGUAUCAGAGGUUCAAGUCCACAGCAGGAACCAUUCAAAAUCCUGCAAGAAAGGCAAUGUAAUGUGCAGAUUUGGGUUUCCAAAACUUCCCAUGGAGAGGACCAUCAUCACCUUUCCAGAACAAGAUGACGAUGAUGACGAUGACGACGAUGACAACCAGCAACAGCAAAGUGCACAAAAAAACAGACGCAAAGGCAAAAAGGGAAAACGAAAGAACAGAGCUCUUCGGAUCAGACAAAAGGAGGCCAAGGACAAGCUACAAAUGCUAAGGAAUUUCAUUAGUGACCCAAAUGCCUCAUUCAACAACUUGUCUGAGCUGCUGGAAAAAUGCAACCUCACCUAUGAGGAAUACAGGAAAUGUGUCACCAAUUUGACAAUGAGCAAUGUCAUUAUGCUGAAACGUCAUCCAAACCACUGCUGGGUGAAUGGAUACAAUCCAGAUCUGCUGAGAGCAUGGAACGCGAACAUGGACAUCCAAUUUGUGCUUGACGAGUUCAGCUGCCUUAUGUACAUGAUGUCAUAUGUGUCCAAGCCAGAACAUGAGAUGACUGAGUUCCUGAAUGAUGUCAUUCGUGAUGUGAAGAAAACGGACGUCAACGAGAACGAUGAAAUGAAGCACAUAAUGCAGGCAUACGCUAAACACAGAGAGGUCAGCGCUCAAGAGGCUGUGGCACGGACAUGCAGCUUGCCACUCAAAAAGUGCUCGCGAAAUGUGGUGUUCAUUCAGACUGAUGACAAUGCUACAAAGAUGAGUCUUCCUAUGAGCAGAUUAAAGGACAUUUCACCAGAUUCAGACCAGGUGUGGAUGUCAGGCCUACCAGAGAAAUAUGCAGAAAGACCCCAAACACCUGAAUAUGAAUGCUUGUGUUUGGCUGACUUUGCAUCUCAGUACAGGACUCUCUAUGGACAACAAUCCAAAGGAAAAAAUGCAGUUUCCCUUUUGAAUGACAAAGGACACAUUCAAAAAAGAACUGUAGGAAAGCCUGCCAUCAUUAGAUUUGCACGCUUCUCAGAAGAGAAAGAUCCAGAAAGGUUCUACGGACGACUCCUCAAACUGUACCUCCCACACAGAUCAAAUGAUGACCUGAAAAGCAAAGAAUGCCCCACAUACGAACAGUUUUACAAACGGGGUCGUAAGUGGGGAUAUGACGUACGAGCUCUGGUCGACAUCAUGAAGAAAAAAUAUGAAGGACAUGGCAAAGAAUUUGAGAAGGCACUGGAAAAAAUUCAAAAGGAAGGCCUGGUCGUUGAUGCGUGGAACACCUUUGCACCCGAGGUUGAAGUGGAUCGUUUGGAGUGCAUCGCUGAACGAGAAGCCAUAAACCCCAUUAACGACAACGAAAUGGACAACGUACCAGACUUCCAAGUGAAUCGUGACAGCAGUAUAGCUGUACCAGCAAUAGAGGCACCAAAGCUGAGCCCAGACUUUGUGAGGAAGCUAUACCAAAGCCUCAACGAAACACAGGCAUGCAUAUUUUACACUGUGCGUGAAUGGUGCCUCAAACGUGUCUGGGGACACAAUCCUGAACAGUUCUUUUACUUUGUCAGUGGUGGAGCUGGUUGUGGAAAGUCACAUGUAAUCAAAUGCAUACAUGAGGAGGCGACCAAGAUUCUGCGCCAACUCCCAAGAUUCCGCGACCAGGGAGACAUGUCCACGCCUGCAGUGCUACUGACUGCAUUUACUGGCACUGCAGCCUUCAACAUCUCUGGCAAGACCUUGCAUUCAAUGUUAAAAUUGCCAAGAAGUUUGAAACCACCAUAUCAGGGACUUGGAAAUACAUUGGAUGAAAUGAGAGCAAUACUGUGCAAUGCAGAAAUUCUGAUCAUAGAUGAAAUCUCCAUGGUUUCAAAGGAGUUAUUUGCCUACGUCCACUGGAGAUUUCAGCAGAUCAAAGGCAACAAGAAACCCUUCGGAGGCAUGUCUGUUUUGGCAGUAGGAGACUUCUACCAACUGCCACCGCUUGGCAAAGCAAAACCACUUUGCGUGUAUGAGGAGGGCGUGCUCGAUGUUUGGAAAGACAACUUCCAAAUGGUCAGUCUGACACAGAUCAUGCGGCAGAAAGAUGAUCUUGUGUUUGCAGAGCUUCUGAACAGGUUGCGGGUAAAGAGGAAGACAGACGCACUCAGAGACGAUGACAGAGCUUUACUCACCCAGACUGUCAUCGACAUCAAAGACUGUCCACUCGAUGCCCUGCAUAUCUUUGCAACAAACAGAGAGGUUGAUGAGCACAACCGAGCAACUGUAGCAGCUCUACAUCGUGAUUUUGUCAACAUUAAGGCACAGGACUACGCCAAAGACCCCACCACAGGGGAAAUGAUCCAGACAAGAGGCUUCAAGGGGAAAAAAAGAGACCUACCUGACUGCAUACAGGCUGCACACGGUGUACGCGUUAUGAUAGUCAGGAAUCUUGAUGUGGAGGACGGACUUGUGAAUGGAACAUUUGGAACCAUUGCCAACAUCAUAACAGGCCAGCAAGAUGGACAAACAAGAGUGACAAUGAUUGGACUUCAACUGGACAAUCCAACCUCCGGACAGAAAUUACGUAAAAAGAUCCAAGGGCAAUCGGAUAACCUGGUCUACAUUGAGAGAACUGAGGAGAACAUGACCAAAAAAGGAGCCGUUCGGAGGCAGUUCCCAAUGAAGUUGGCCUUUGCCUGCACAGCUCACAAAGUGCAAGGCAUGACAAUGGAGUCUGCAGUGGUGUCUCUGAAGCGUGUGUUUGAGUCUGGAAUGUCGUAUGUUGCCCUCAGCAGGACAACCUCACUUCAAGGCCUGCACAUUACGGAUUUUGAUGAAAAGAAAAUCUACGCUGAUCCUGAAAUCACAGCUGCAAUGGAAAACAUGAAGCAAGCAUCAUUCGAGAGCACAAGACCACUCUUGCAGCAUGUGAAAUUGGCAGAUGGAACAGCCCAAACCAUCACAAUUAUUCACCACAACACACAAGGACUUCCAUCUCACAUUGAGGACCUUAAAUGCCACCAUGAACUGACACUUGCUGAUGUGUUAUGCAUCACAGAAACACAUCUGUCUGGAUCGUUUGUUUCCUCCAAGUUCCAGUUGGAAGGAUAUAACAUGUUUACACGCAGCAGACAAGUGUCCUACACAAACCUUUCGGACAUGACAGCAAAAGAUGGUGGCGGUGUUGCAGUGUACUGUAAGAGCCACAUUCAAGCAGAGGCUCGGAGGUACUUCCAAAAUGUGACUGAUCUUGAGUUUGUAGUCGUCAAACUAAUGGCCCCAGUCAGAGCAGUGAUUGCAGCUGUUUACAGACCACCACACUUCUGUCUCAAAAAGUUUCUGCCAAACAUGGAAAGCCUCUUGGACUCCUUGGACAUGAUGAAUCACCAGCCAGUCAUUGUUUGCGGAGACUUUAAUGAGGACCUUCUAUGCAAAGGAAAAAAGGCAAUACAAGAGUUAUUCCAAUCAAAAGGAUACACACAACUCAUAACAGAUGCAACAACUGAAAACAGGACACUUCUCGAUCACAUUUACGUGUCUCAACCACACACCUGUGUCCAGUCUGGUGUACUGCAAACUUACCACAGUUAUCACAGUCCCGUCUACUCUAUUUUAACGUUGCCAGCCAACUAAACACAUGUAGGUCAGUUCAAUAUCUCUUGGAGUCCGCAUAAACUAGGGCCUAAGGUGGUAUUGUUCUGUUAAUCAUUAUCUCUAUGGGCAAUUUUUAUUUUAUUUUAUUUUUUUGCCUCUUAGAGUCCGCAUAAACUAGGGCCUAAGGUGGUAUUUUUGUCAAUCAUUAUCUCUCUAUGUGCAAUUUUAUCAUGCUAAUCACUGUAAGUCAGUUCGAUAUCUCUUGGAGUCCGCAUAAACUAGGGCCCAAGGUGGUAUUGUUCUGUCAAUCAUUAUCUUUGGGUGCAAUUUUAUCAUGUUAAUCACUGUAAGUCAGUUCGAUAUCUCUUGGAGUCCGCAUAAACUAGGGCCUAAGGUGGUAUUGUUCUGUCAAUCAUUAUCUUUGGGUGCAAUUUUAUCAUGCUAAUCACUGUAAGUCAGUUCGAUAUCUCUUGGAGUCCGCAUAAACUAGGGCCUAAGGUGGUAUUGUUCUGUCAAUCAUUAUCUCUAUGUGCAAUUUUUAUUUUAUUUAGUUUUUUUACCUCUUAGAGUCCGCAUAAACUAGGGCCUAAGGUGGUAUUGUUCUGUCAAUCAUUAUCUUUGGGUGCAAUUUUAUCAUGCUAAUCACUGUAAGUCAGUUCAAUAUCUCUUGGAGUCCGCAUAAGCUAGGGCCUAAGGUGGUAUUGUUCUGUCAAUCAUUAUCUUUGGGUGCAAUUUUAUCAUGCUAAUCACUGUAAGUCAGUUCAAUAUCUCUUGGAGUCCGCAUAAGCUAGGGCCUAAGGUGGUAUUGUUCUGUCAAUCAUUAUCUCUGGGUGCAAUUUAAUCAUGCUAAUCAAUGUAAGUCAGUUCGAUAUCUCUUGGAGUCCGCAUAAGCUAGGGCCUAAGGUGGUAUUGUUCUGUCAAUCAUUAUCUUUGGGUGCAAUUUUAUCAUGCUAAUCACUGUAAGUCAGUUCGAUAUCUCUUGGAGUCCGCAUAAACUAGGGCCUAAGGUGGUAUUGUUCUGUCAAUCAUUAUCUCUAUGUGCAAUUUUUAUUUUAUUUAGUUUUUUUACCUCUUAGAGUCCGCAUAAACUAGGGCCUAAGGUGGUAUUUUUGUCAAUCAUUAUCUCUCUAUGUGCAAUUUUAUCAUGCUAAUCAAUGUAAGUCAGUUCGAUAUCUCUUGGAGUCCGCAUAAACUAGGGCCUAAGGUGGUAUUGUUCUGUCAAUCAUUAUCUCUAUGUGCAAUUUUUAUUUUAUUUAGUUUUUUUACCUCUUAGAGUCCGCAUAAACUAGGGCCUAAGGUGGUAUUGUUCUGUCAAUCAUUAUCUUUGGGUGCAAUUUUAUCAUGCUAAUCACUGUAAGUCAGUUCAAUAUCUCUUGGAGUCCGCAUAAGCUAGGGCCUAAGGUGGUAUUGUUCUGUCAAUCAUUAUCUUUGGGUGCAAUUUAAUCAUGCUAAUCAAUGUAAGUCAGUUCGAUAUCUCUUGGAGUCCGCAUAAGCUAGGGCCUAAGGUGGUAUUGUUCUGUCAAUCAUUAUCUCUGGGUGCAAUUUAAUCAUGCUAAUCAAUGUAAGUCAGUUCGAUAUCUCUUGGAGUCCGCAUAAACUAGGGCCUAAGGUGGUAUUGUUCUGUCAAUCAUUAUCUCUAUGUGCAAUUUUUAUUUUAUUUAGUUUUUUUACCUCUUAGAGUCCGCAUAAACUAGGGCCUAAGGUGGUAUUUUUGUCAAUCAUUAUCUCUAUGUGCAAUUUUAUCAUGCUAAUCAAUGUAAGUCAGUUCAAUAUCUCUUGGAGUCCGCAUAAACUAGGGCCUAAGGUGGUAUUGUUCUGUCAAUCAUUAUCUCUCUGGGUGCAAUUUUAUCAUGCUAAUCAAUGUAAGUCAGUUCAAUAUCUCUUGGAGUCCGCAUAAACUAGGGCCUAAGGUGGUAUUGUUCUGGUUGUAUUGGCUGGAAAUACAAAGUUGUAGGGACAGAGCAGCUCCAUUGAGGACUUGCAAUGAAGAUAGUGAAGCUACACUUCCAGUGAUGCAGACAGGAUAGGGACAGCAGCUCCAAGAUUGAGACGCCAUGUCGCUGUUACAUUGUGGUUUGUGCCGAAGAAGAACAACAUCCAAGAGACCAACAGAAGGAGUAGAACAACAUAAGCAACAAAAUAAAUGAACAACAAGACGGAAUCAACAACAUUAAGCUAAGUGCUCUUUUUUCUUCUAAUGACAUUUUCAUUUUUCAUAUUUCAUUUCUCACAAAUAUUACAUAUUACAUUAUUGAUGUUUUGUUAGCUGUAUACUUAUUCUAUCAUCUAAUUAAUGAUUUUCUCUUUUUUAUUGUUCAUAAAUCUGACACCUGAUGAACACCAUGCAAAGACGGAUGGCAGCAACCCCAAAGACAAAAGUAGGAUCAUCAGUGAGGACUACAGCGAAGACGGCAGCCGUUCAACCUGUGAAGACUCAGAAUUCCAACACAAGGCUUGAGAAACCAGAUGAGAAGUAGGAAGAAUGCACUGCUGGUGUUAAUUUCAGCAACUGUUCUCUUUGUGCCGAAGAAGAACAACAUCCAAGAGACCAACAGAAGGAGAAGAACAACAUAAGUAACAAAAUAAAUGUAGGUACACUUUUUCUUUGAAAUAAGAUUUGUUUCCAGUACUUUUUUGAUUUACUACAGAUAUAUUGUUUAUCUGUACUCAGAAAACACUGUAUUAAUACUAUUGUGUUUUUUUGUCCUGUCCUGACGAGGAACAACAAGACGGAAUCGACAACAUUAAGCUAAGUGCUCUUUUUUCUUCUAAUGACAUUUUCAUUUUUUAUAUUUCAUUUCUCACAAAUAUUACAUAUUACAUUAUUGAUGUUUUGUUAGCUGUAUACUUAUUCUAUCAUCUAAUUAAUGAUUUUCUCUUUUUCUCUUUUUUCUUUUUGGUUGUUUUUUGAUUGUGCAUAAAUCUGACACCUGAUGAACACCAUGCAAAGAAGGAUGGCAGCAACCCCAAAGACAAAAGUAGGAUCAUCAGUGAGGACUACAGCGAAGACGGCAUCUGAUCAGAACAUCAACACCAGAUGACACGGACACAGUAUUAAGACUGGCGAUGAGCAAAACAAGGAUUGGAGGACAGUUACGGGACAAAUCUUAUUGGCUCUUUGUGUUUUGGCUCCAUUUAAAAAUGUUCAAAUAAAUAAUAUGACAUGAAAUUA